AUGCCGUCCAAAGGAAGCCAUUCAGCUUCUCUGCCUGAGGGACGCGGUCUCAAAUACGACGAAUCCGACAUGGCCCUGUUCCAUGCCAAAUUAUCCUACCACUCCACCAUCGAGGAACGCAUGGCUUCGAAAGACGCCCACCUUGCUUCCAUCUCAGAAAACCAAGCCCGGAUCCUCAAGCGCUGGGAGAUGCUCAAGCAAGUGGAGAAGGAGAUGGCAGACAAGGGAAAGAGCCUGUCACCAGCGGAAAAGAAGCAGCUGGCGCAGUACGAAUGGCGGUAUAAACGACUGGAGGAAGUGGCGACCCAGACGACCGGCGGCUGA
This is a messenger RNA of Aspergillus clavatus NRRL 1, 324 nucleotides long. RefSeq lists its product as uncharacterized. The transcript has a single exon. Bases 1 to 324 code for a protein of 107 amino acids. Lineage: Eukaryota; Fungi; Ascomycota; Eurotiomycetes; Eurotiales; Aspergillaceae. The record is from RefSeq and is a predicted model, not a curated record.